AUGCACCUCCAUGCACCUCUACUGUUCAGCCUUUUCCUGUGCGCUUCUAUUUGCUACGGCGCAAUCUAUGAGAGCGUAGCUGAUCUUCCUGGUACGGAAUUUGACUUUGUGGUCAUUGGCGGUGGUGCAGGCGGCGCUGUUGUAGCUAAUCGGUUGACUGAGGAAGACUUUUCCGUCCUUAUUCUUGAAGCUGGACCAUCCGAUCGUGACCUGCUGUCGAUUGAAAUACCAUAUCUAGUGGGGUUAUUAGGGAACGACCCAUACUAUUGGAAUUACUCGACUACCGUGCAACCUGGCCUCAACAACAGGACUACUACCUUUCCAAGAGGUCAUGUGCUCGGCGGAAGUACUUCUAUCAAUGCCAUGAUUUAUACCCGCUGCUCUCCAGAGGAUUACGACCGGUACGCAAAUUUCACCGGGGACCCAGGCUGGUCUUGGGAGAGUCUCAAGCCUUAUGUCUCCAAGAAUGAAAAAUGGGUACCGCCUGCCGACAGUCACGACACUACCGGACAAUACGACCCAGCUAUACAUAGCUUAGACGGCAUAAACGCAGUCAGCCUUCCAGGUUACCCUCAACCCACUGAUGAACGAGUCUUACGAACAACAUCCGAGUUACCCGACGAGUUUCCCCUUCUACUCGACGUCAAUUCAGGGAUGCCUACUGGCGUAGGAUAUAUGCAAGCCACAAUCAAUGACGGCAAAAGAAGUAGCUCUGCUGUAUCGUACUUAGGUCCCGAUUUUAUCAACAGAGCGAAUCUUCACGUGUUGCUCGGUGCUCAAGUGACCAAGGUCAUUCAGAGUGACGAGGCCGAGCUCAAUUUCGAUAUUGUGGAAUUUUCCGCCUCUUCAGAGGGAUCGACGCAGCUUUUCACUGUUACAGCAGCCAAGGAAAUCAUCCUUUCUGCAGGAGCCAUAGGAACGCCGCAUAUUCUUCUCAAUUCCGGCAUCGGCGGUGCAGUAGAACUUUCGGAGGUUGGCAUACAGGCCAUUGUCGACUUGCCGGAUGUAGGCAAGAACCUGUCUGACCAGCCGAUACUCUGGAACAAAUGGUACGUUAAUGAUACCAACACCUGGGACGACAUCUUCCGAAAUCUGACGUACCGAAACGAACUGGUGACGCAAUGGAACGAGACGAGGACAGGGCCGUUAGUGGACACGCUUCUCAGUCAUAUCGCAUGGUCACGUCUUCCCGACAAUUCGCCGAUCUUUGAAAGGGUCAACGAUCCGGCGGCCGGACGAAACACUCCUCAUACCGAGCUUGAAAUUCAAAAUGCAUGGAGCAUACCAGUCUCUGGUAUUCCAGACACUGGAAACUUUAUGAGCAUAGCGACUUGCGUUGUAUCACCGGCUUCACGCGGAACAGUCAAAUUAAACUCUUCGAAUCCAUUAGAUCCUCCACUGAUCGACCCAGCCUAUCUCGCAAGUGAAUUUGACGUUUUCGCUAUGAUAGAAGCAGUGAAAAGCGCUAAACGAUUUCUGUCCGCGCCAGCGUGGGAGGGUUAUGUCCUAGAGGCGUAUGGUGGAUUGGUCAACGCGACAACGGACGAAGCUCUAGAGGAGUAUGUGCGCGAAAACGUUGGGACGGCUGCUCACCCUGUGGGUACUGCUAGUAUGUCCCCGAGGUUUGCAGAUUAUGGUGUCGUAGAUCCAGAUUUGGUCGUGAAAGGCGUAUCUGGGUUACGCGUGGUUGACGCGUCUAUCUUUCCCUUUGUGCCGGCUGGUCAUACUCAGGUUCCAACGUAUAUCAUAGCGGAGCGCGCGGCAGAUCUCAUCAAGGCGAAGUGGUUGGAAAACACUAGCUUUUGA
Messenger RNA from Desarmillaria tabescens, 1806 nucleotides. Its product is annotated as aryl-alcohol oxidase. The record is from RefSeq and is a predicted model, not a curated record. The transcript has 10 exons. Lineage: Eukaryota; Fungi; Basidiomycota; Agaricomycetes; Agaricales; Physalacriaceae. Bases 1 to 1806 code for a protein of 601 amino acids. Gene Ontology annotation, molecular function: oxidoreductase activity, acting on CH-OH group of donors; flavin adenine dinucleotide binding.